Messenger RNA from Pseudogymnoascus destructans, 884 nucleotides. RefSeq lists its product as uncharacterized. The transcript is spliced from 2 exons. The coding region runs from base 352 to 651 and encodes 99 amino acids. The record is from RefSeq and is a predicted model, not a curated record. Lineage: Eukaryota; Fungi; Ascomycota; Leotiomycetes; Thelebolales; Thelebolaceae.
UAUAAAAUCAACAGUAGUAUGACAGUGAAAUAAGCCCACUGGUUUUAACCCUAGGACCGUUGUUGUGAUAUUGCCGUCGCCGGCCAAACUAUCGUCAUGAAUCCAUGACGGCGACGGCUAAUACUGACCGAAAGCACUCGCUCCUUGGUCCUGACACUGUCGGUGUGGAGUGAGGACGGUAUUAUCACCAUCCCCAGGGCGAGACCAAGGGCAGGCGUUUCUGGUUUCCUCGAAUGGAACCAUUGCGGCCAUGGAUGAGGCUAUGAGCGGUCCUGGGACCAAGAGUUGGAGCGGCGGCAAGGAAGCCGCAAGAGUUGAAAGACGAAACGGCGAAGAAAAUGACAGAGGCAAAUGGUGGUGGAAAUGACAGAGAAAACGGCGAAGGAAUUGAUGAUAGCAGCGGUGAUGGAAACGGCGAAGGACACGGCGAAGGAAACGGCGAAGGAAACGGCGAAGGAAUCGAUGAUGGAAGCGGUGAUGGAAGCGGUGAUGGAAACGGCAAAGGCAACGUCAAAGACGGCAAAGGAAACGGCAAAGGAAACGGCAAAGGAAACGGCAAAGGAAACGGCAAAGGAAACGGCAAAGGACACGGCAAAGGAAAACGGUGAAGAAGACCGGGAGAGGAAAGCGAGCGAGGAAAUUGAGAAAUGAGGCCAAGUUUCCAAGGGCAGAUAGCCUAAUAGACACACAGCUAUCUGUCAUUUGGAUCUGUAGAGCUCUUGGGGCCCGGGAAGCCUUCCUUCAGCGGCAGGAUAGAUCAGCGAUGGCGUGGGCUGGAGCACUAAGAGUAUGAUCAUUUUGAUCACGGCAGCGACGCAAGCUGCGGAGGAACACAGAAGAGAGGCGGCAGGCACAGGAAAGCAGGUGUCAAAUAAGGCAUGGGA